CGAAAUCCAAAUUUUUAAAGCAACGCUUCAAGUGAAAAUAAUAUUAGAAAUUUUUUGUGAUUAAUAUAUAAUUCAGUUUUAAGAUCAUAGAGACACUUUUGACUUCAAAUCUAUUACAUUAGCGAUCUAGUCAAAUUAGAACUAUUGUAAAACAUUGAAAUGGGAGCUAUUUUGGGGAUAUUUUCUGCAGCACAGCUCGCUUGCUGUUGCACUGCAUCGGCUGCAAGUUGUAUAUGCUCAGCAUGUCCAUCCUGUAAAAAUUCUACAUCAUCAAGAAUAAUGUACGCAAUACUCUUACUUUUUGGAGCCGCGACUGGUGCUUUGAUGCUUUCUGAUGGUUUACAAGAUAUAUUAAAGAAGGUUCCGUUUUGUGCAAAUUCUACGUCAACAACAUCAUACGUAAUUCCUGCUUCGAGCACUUUCGAUUGUCAACAUGCAGUUGGAUAUUUAGCAGUUUAUAGAAUCGGUUUUGCACUAGCUGCUUUCUUCUUUUUAAUGUCUAUCAUAAUGAUUGGUGUUAGAUCUUCCAAAGAUGGACGAGCUGCAAUACAAAAUGGCUUUUGGGGAUUGAAAUUCUUGAUUGUAAUUGCAAUUGCUAUCGGUGCAUUCUUCAUUCAAGACGGUUCUUUUGGAUCUUGGAUGAUGUGGAUAGGAUUAAUUGGAGGAUUUUCGUUUAUCAUUAUUCAGCUUAUACUUCUCGUUGAUUUUGGCCAUCACUGGGCUGAUGAAUGGGUUGGAAAUUAUGAAGAGACCCAAAGUCGUGGAUGGUUUAUAGCUUUGUUGUCUGCAACGGCACUUCAAUACAUUGCCGCUCUUGCUGGAAUCAUUAUCUUGUAUAGCGUAUAUACACAAUCUGAUGAUUGCGCAUUGAACAAAUUCUUUAUUUCAUUCAAUAUGAUUCUUUGUGUUGCUGUUAGUGUCCUUUCAAUUACUCCACGCGUCCAAGAAGCCCAACCACGAAGUGGAUUAUUGCAAAGUGCCGUUGUCACUUUAUAUGUUGUUUACUUGACAUGGUCAGCAGUUUCAAAUAAUCCAAACAAGACAUGUAAUCCCAAUUUAUUGGGUGGUGGAUCUGAUGCAAACAAUCAAACAUUUGAUAAAACUAGCAUUGUAGGUUUGGUUAUUUGGUUGUUCUGUAUUUUGUAUUCGUCAUUACGUUCUGCCAGUGCUGUUUCAUCACUUUCAGGCUCAGAUCCAGAGCGUCAAGUAUUAAUAACAGCUACCCUUUCAAAUGAAGAUGAAAAACCAAGCAACAACUCGGAAGAUAAAGUUUGGGACAAUGAAGAAGAUAAAGUCGCAUAUUCAUGGUCAAUUUUCCAUUUGACAUUUGUUGCUGCCACUUUAUACGUUAUGAUGACACUUACAAAUUGGUAUCAACCAAAUUCAUCGUCUUUGGAGUCAAUGAACGCAAAUGCUGCAUCAAUGUGGAUUAAAGUAGUUUCUUCAUGGCUUGGUAUUGCACUGUAUGGCUGGUCAUUAAUUGCUCCGAUGGUUUUAACUGAUCGUGAAUUUAAUUAAAUCUAUAUUAAACAUUAUUAUUAAUUAACCAUUUUACGAAUCUUUUAAAAACAUGCUUAAUGCCAUUUUCUCAAUGUAUGGAUCGAGCUGCUUAGUAUUUCCAAGAAAAGUUUCUAUUUGAUAUUAAGGAUUGCAGGAUAUUUAAAAAAUAAAGUAUGUCCGCAUACAAAAUGCUUGCUGAUUACCCAAUUCACAAGUCUUGCAACUAGCUGCAUUGAAAUUACCAACCAAAUAAUAAUUUAACUCCUGUGCGGCUCGAUUAUGUGAUAAGAUACAUUUUUUCAAUAACUUAUGUCAUUUUUUUUUUUUAUUUUACAUCCUGUAAGCAUUCAUGUAAUCGUGAAUGUUACUUAAAUUUUAUGUAAUAGCUGUAAUAGACUUCAUGUAGGAAUAAACACAUAAAUAAGUGGACAACACGUAUUUUUAUCAUAAACAA
Chironomus riparius is the source of this 1954-nucleotide messenger RNA. Lineage: Eukaryota; Metazoa; Arthropoda; Insecta; Diptera; Chironomidae. The record is from the annotation of a GenBank genome assembly.